Molecule: messenger RNA, 603 nt
Organism: Postia placenta MAD-698-R-SB12
Lineage: Eukaryota; Fungi; Basidiomycota; Agaricomycetes; Polyporales; Adustoporiaceae
Exons: 3
Coding region: 1-603 (200 amino acids)
Source: RefSeq, a predicted model, not a curated record
AUGAUAGACUUGUAUCUGGUCCCCAACAAUCCCGAGCGUACGACGCUUGUCUCCACAGUUGGCGUCGCAUACUACCAAGUCACGACGACAAAGUCGCAGCCGUUUGGUGGGCCAGCCAUUUCGCGGAUCAGGAAGCCUGCAGACACGGAGGGCGAGAGCAUCGUCGCCGAGAUCCAUUGGAGAAGAUGGGGCGCGCACCCAAUUGUGCGGAGCAGGGUCUUCGAUGGCUCUGAGCAGGAGCUGCUGGUCAAGGAGCUGCUCUACAAGGCGGGGAAUCGCUUCAGCCCGACGCGGUAUUUCCUGGGGAACGAUGAUGAGGUGUAUCGGUGGAAGAUAGUCAAAGGCAUCGGAUCAGUGCUAAGCAACAACUCUACUGGGACAGAAGUUGCACGUUACACCCAGGACGAUAUCAAAGACGGUUUCUUCAAAGGAGAGAAGAAGUGGUAUCUGCAGAUCCAACCUUCAACUCUGAGCGUGGACAUGAUCGUGACCACAUUCAUGAUCAUGGAGAAGAAGCGACGUGACCGUGUAGCCGACCAUCACGUUGUACGUGUUUCAGAGCACGACGAAGAUCCUGCAGAAGGAGGUGGUGCGGAGAGCUGA